GCUGGCCAUAAAACAUUGCCAGGAUGUCCUUUGUGAAAGGUAGUUAUGGUGUACGUAUUGGGAUUAUGGAACAAUUCUGAAGUUGGAAAAAGGCAGGUUCUUGACCUCUGAAGAUUCUGAGAGCAAUCAUUAAAGCAGCUUAAUAGAAUGACUUCCUGUUAUGUCGUUCAUGAGGCUCCUGUACGAAGAGUUGCUAUCUUUGGAGGGACUCAUGGCAAUGAAUUAUCAGGGGUAUUUUUGGUCAAGCAUUGGGAAGAGAAUGGAGCUGAGAUUCAAAGAACAGGGCUGGAAGUGAGACCAUUUAUUACUAACCCAAGAGCUGUGAAGAAAUGUACGAGAUAUAUUGACUGUGACCUGAACCGAGUUUUUGAUCCUGAUAAUCUUGGCAGGAAAAUGAUAGAAGAUAUUCCAUAUGAAGUGAGAAGGGCUCAGGAAAUCAAUCAUGUAUUUGGUCCAAAAGAUAGUGAUGAUGCCUAUGACCUUAUUUUUGACCUUCACAACACAACUUCUAACAUGGGUGGCACUCUUAUUCUUGAAAACUCCAGGAAUAACUUUACAAUCCAGAUGUUUCAUUAUAUUAAGAAUGCUUUGGCCCCAGAAUGCUGUCCCGUUUUCCUGAUUGAACAUCCUAACUUGAAAUAUGCAACAACUCGAUCUAUAGCAAAACACCCUGUUGGUGUGGAAGUUGGGCCUCAGCCCCAAGGAGUUCUUAGAGCUGAUAUUUUGGACAAAAUGAGAAAGAUUAUCAAACAUGGCCUUGAUUUUGUGCACAUUUUUAAUGAAGGAAAGGAAUUUCCACCAUGUACAAUUGAAAUUUACAAAAUAAUGGAAAAAGUAGAUUAUCCCAGGAAUAAAAACGGUGAAAUUACUGCUGUUAUUCACCCUAGGCUGCAGGAUCAAGACUGGCAGCCACUGAACAAUGGGGAUCCUAUAUUUUUAACUAUUGAUGGAGAGACCAUUAAUUAUGAAGGGGAUUCUACAGUAUACCCAACAUUUGUGAAUGAGGCUGCAUAUUAUGAAAAGAAACAAGCUUUUGUAAAAACAGCCAAAGUAAAACUUACUGCAAAAGGUAUCAGAUCCUCUUUGUUUUAGAACUAGGACAUUUGUAAAAGAUUAUGAAACUUUUUUAGACAUAGGGCCAAAUUCAUUGCUGAUUUCUACUCCAUGUAAUCCAGGUGAAGUCAGUGGGGAUUUAUGGAGCAUAAGUCAAUGCAGAAAUUAACCCUUAAUUUAAAAUGGUGUAUUAAUUAAUUUUGCUAAGCACUUUGAAGAUGAGAAGCACUUUUGAAAUGCAAAGUAUUAUUUUUAGCCACAUUCAAUAGUUUAUUGCAGAUAUUAAAAAUAAAUAUUGCUAGUUUAUAUAGCUAAUUAUUUAAUGCAUUCUGCAAAAUUGUGUCUAUAUAAUAUGCCAAAUUAUUGAUCAGUGUGUUAUAAACUUUUAUCUAAAGAUUUUCCUACAUUCAAAUUUUAAAUCUUUCCCAAAUGUUAUUCAGAAUUGUGCGACCUGAAGUCUAUAUUACUGAAAAAACGCACACUGUGUUAGGAAAUGUUUUCAAUUUGAGUAAGAAAGUUACUCUGAAUAAAAUAAAAUGGAAACCAGGUAUACUUAAAGUAUUAUCUAGUUAAUGUUAAAGACAAAUAAAUCAAAAAUUGAUUUUGUAGAGUUAGUGGCGUAUGUUUAAAUUAAUGUUAUGUGCCCAGGAAUUUACUGGUACAAUAUUAUACUUCAUGGUCAAUAUUUGUGGAAAGUGUAAGAAUUUUGAUGAAAAUUUGAUAAAAUUUCAGCAGCAAUGAAAAUAUAAAGCUUUCUGUAAUUGCAAAGUUUUUCAGUUGUCUGGCUAUGCCAAAAGAAGGACAGGAGACAUUUGACAUUGGUUUAAUCAGGCCGCAACUUUAUUAUUAGAUGUCUGGGACUACCUGGCAGAUAAACAUGGGGUUACCUGCACUGUACACUGUUAUUCCAUAAUUACCCUGGGGGCUUUUACCAGCUCCCCCUCUUUUUCCAUCCAUGCCCCUCUAGCAAAUCCAUUGCCGGGACCUUACCAUACCUGGGGUGAGGGGUUUCCAUCAGCUCCCCCUCUUUUUCCCUCCUGGUCUCUCCAGCAAAUCCAUUGCCGGGACUUUACCAUCCACCCCCGCCUCCUAGGAGGGUUAAGGUUGGCUAUAAGAACGGGGGCUUGGCUCCCUGACAUACCAGUCAUAGAACUCCCCAACCGUCAAUGAACAUUUCUUUUUAAGUCCUUUUCCAAGCCGUUUAUCUGGUCACUGUAUACCUUUCCUGUGGAGUACCUGCACUGGACAUCUGCCACAAGGAGGCACCAGCAAUUAGCUUGGCUGCCUCCUCCCCACACCUAGUCGGGUUCCCAGAAAUUACUGUCCCUCCUAUGGUCCCAAGGAAUUUGGCCACCUCCCUAUUCACAUACCUCCUUGCCUUAUCCACCUUGUGGGGGGGCUCAUAGCUCCCCACCAGACCCUGCACUGAAGCAUGUCUGACCCAAUCAUGUUAACUCCUGGAAAAAGUUCAAGGAUCAGCCUCCAAGUCCCUCCUUGCUCUGAGCACUAGUUCCACCCCUUUAAGCAUUCCCAAUCGUUUUCCCCAAAAUGCACCACAUUAUAUCUGGGGGCUGCUGAUGGGCCCGCACAGCAUAUAGCAUCGGUAUUAGUUGAUCCCAUAACUUGCCCCUUCUUGCAUGCCAACUGAAUAUCGCCUCAUCACCAAAGCCCAGCUGCGAACCCUCGGGCAACCCUGGACAUGUGCCUAUGGGCACAAAAGACAAUACUAUGCCCACAGAUCCAUACCACUGUCUGCAUGGCUGGUCCUCCAAUAUCUGUAAUUAGAUUACGACAAAUUAAUGCUGAUUUACCACCUCAGGCCUUACAUACGUUCGGUACACAUCCAAAUGCCAAUGCCCGAUUGCCUGGAUUGCCUCUGCUCCCAUACCUAGCUGUGCUGCUGCCGUUGCCGCCCCGAUUCUGAAUGAGUGGGAACCAAAUUCAAGGGCUGGCAGCCCCAACCUCAUCAGCCCCCGUCUCAAUAUGGUAACAAGUCGAUAUGCUGUGAGGGGACUCCCGUCACCAUGCAUAAAAAGGGGGCCUUUCCCCGCUGGCCGUAUAUCCCUGUAGGCCUUCAAAGCCCGAACUGGGCAGACCCCAGGCUCACCACCCUGCCGGGGAAUCACAGAUUCACCCCGGCCAACUUGAUCUGUCUUUGACCGUCGCAAGUGUAAUAUCAUUAAAUGCUCCUGCCAUUGUAUAUCCCACAGUUGCAAAGCCCUUCCUGUUGAGUCCCUACCGGACCCAGAUACUAGCUCACUGAUU
Chelonia mydas (Green sea turtle) is the source of this 3318-nucleotide messenger RNA. RefSeq names its product aspartoacylase (gene ASPA). Gene Ontology annotation, molecular function: hydrolase activity, acting on carbon-nitrogen (but not peptide) bonds, in linear amides; hydrolase activity, acting on ester bonds. The record is from RefSeq and is a predicted model, not a curated record. The transcript is spliced from 7 exons. Bases 148 to 1092 code for a protein of 314 amino acids. Lineage: Eukaryota; Metazoa; Chordata; Testudines; Cheloniidae.